Messenger RNA from Coturnix japonica (Japanese quail), 3311 nucleotides. RefSeq names its product PDZ and LIM domain 4 (gene PDLIM4). Gene Ontology annotation, molecular function: muscle alpha-actinin binding; actin binding. Gene Ontology annotation, biological process: heart development; muscle structure development; actin cytoskeleton organization. Gene Ontology annotation, cellular component: filamentous actin; stress fiber; Z disc. The record is from RefSeq and is a predicted model, not a curated record. NCBI's taxonomy places the organism in Eukaryota, Metazoa, Chordata, Aves, Galliformes, Phasianidae.
GAGCCGCUUUAAGUGGAUGCGGCGGCAGCGGGCGGGAGCGGAGCGCAGCGCUGGGCACGGAGCCCCGAUCCCGCUAUGCCGCACUCGGUGGCUCUGCGCGGCCCCUCGCCCUGGGGCUUCCGCCUGGUGGGCGGGAAGGACUUCAGCACGCCGCUCACCAUCUCCAGGAUUAACCCUGGAAGUAAAGCAGCCUUGGCCAACCUGUGCCCAGGAGACAUCAUUCUGGCCAUUAAUGGGGAGAGCACAGAAGCCAUGACACAUCUGGAGGCACAGAACAAGAUCAAGGCGUGUGUGGAGCAGCUGCUGCUGUCUGUGAGCAGAGCUGAGGAGAGGAGCUGGUCACCACCCAUAUUGGAGGAUGGGAAGGCACAAGCUUACCGCAUCAACAUCGAGCCUGAGCCGCAGGAUAACGGCCCUGCAGUGGGCAAGAGGCCCAUGUCCCACAGUGCAGGUGGGAGCCCAGUGGACGGCAGGCCAGCACUGAGCCUGCAGCACUCCCAGCCCAUCCGGCCGCAAGCAAGCAGCAGUGCCGAUGCCUCUUUGCCUCUGCAGCUCAGUGGGCUGCACAUCGCUCCUUCCCAAAGCACCGAACCCUUAAAGUCUCUCCCACGGAACAGAAAUGGGAUCGAUGUGGAGUCAGAUGUUUACAAGAUGCUCCAGGAUUACGAGAGACCUGCCUCAGAGCCCAAGCAGUCGGGGUCCUUCCGCUACCUGCAGGGCAUGCUGGAGGCUGGGGAGAAUGGUGAAAAACUCGACAGACUGAGCAACCCUCGCAGCAUCAAACCUCCAGGACCAAAGCUCGGCGCUGCCAUGUCUGGACUGCAGCUGCUCCCCGAGUGCACGAGAUGUGGCAAUGGGAUUGUGGGAACCAUCGUCAAAGCCCGCGACAAGCUCUACCACCCCGAGUGCUUCAUGUGCGACGACUGUGGCCUCAACCUGAAGCAGAGGGGCUAUUUCUUCAUCGAGGAGCAGCUGUAUUGCGAGACGCACGCCAAGGAGAGGGUUAAGCCCCCCGAGGGCUACGAUGUGGUGGCUGUUUAUCCGAACGCUAAAGUUGAACUCGUCUAAACCCAGGGCUCAGACGGCGCUCGCCCACCCGCACACACGCCGCUGGCUUCGCAGAGUGGCUGUAAUCAACUCUGAUUACUGCAGCCCGAGUAAAAUGCCUUUCUGUAGAUAAAACCGUUUACACUUGGGAUCUCCAGGGGAUGGUGUUGAAAGCGUAUGAACAGGUUUUUCCCUUCUCUUUGACACUCUUUUUUUGGGGGAAGCGGGGUUGCUGUGCUGGGUUAUUAGUCUGUGCCUUAACCUUAUCCAAGAUCUGCAUAAACAUUGAUUCAUUCUCUACUUUUUUUUUUUCUCCCCUGUAAGACCAGUAUUCCUUCCUUCCCUCACUGUUAUCUGAAGGAAGGAAGGAAGGAAGGAAAGCUCGAAGAAAAUAAGGCACUUUACCUACCGAGAGCUGCCUCCUGUAUUGCAGCUUCUGUCUCCCACCCACUGGUGACUGCUCUGUGCGCUGAGCACCCAGCAAGGUUUGCUCCUGCCUUCCCCAUUCAGUUGCUCUCUCCUGGCUGCCCAGCAGGACAUCUAAAGGAUGCUGAGGCAGCAGGAGCCCACCUGGCUGCCCUCCUGCACCCCACUCCCCAUCACUCCCCACAGGGAGGUGCUCUGUUUCUGUCCUUGCUUUGACCUUUUGUUCGGCUUUUUUGCAGACCUCCCCCCCAGGCUGCUGCCCCUGCCCUGACCCAGCAGCUGGGGAUGGGGUGGCAAAACCCCCCCUGGAGGUUGGAAGGAAAUACAGGAGAUGCUUGGCCCUCAAUCCUGAGCAAGUGGAUGCAAUCUGUGGCAGAGCUUUAUGUGGACUUUAUGUAAGGGGGAGGUAAUUGAGGCUGUUGGGAUGCUGUUAUGAUGGAGUUUUUUUCAUGUUCGUGACUGGAGAAGAUGUGCAGUUCAGACACCCUGUUGUCAGAUGCCACCACAGUGAUGGUUCUGAGGUACCAGUGAUGGUACCAACCCUGUGGUUGGUACCGCCAGGUCCCUCUUGAAACACAUUUCUGCUUUCUAUGCUUUAUAAAUAAGAAAGUUCCUUCUGUAAAGGCAAAGAGUGUUUCCUUUGUGUUACUGCAUCCCCACAUAUGGGGCUAGCAGGACUGUGCUGCAGUGACCCUGCAGGUGAUGACCCUGUGGGGCAGGUGGUGCUGGGGGGCACUGAAUAACUUCUGGGGUCUGUGAGAACCUUUGUAUUGUAGCCCUUGAUGCAGGAACAGCCCUAGAAACAGAAGUGGGGGAAAAACACCACCUCUGGGAGCCAGAAAGCUGAAAGUGAGGUGCUGGGGGUUAGAGAAAUGUCUGCUCCCUUCCAUGGACAGGGAUGGAGAUGAGUACUGCCAUCUCCUGAUGCACCAGGAUGUCUAUCCCAGCUUCUUCUGCCAUCUGCAUUUUUCACUGUUGAAGUACAAGGAAUGUGUGGCAAUGUGAUCAACCCAGCUGAGCCUGGGUUUGCUUGUAUUUGUAUGGCCUUGCUCAGUAGUUCAGGCCAGCUGAAUAGAAAUACUUGGGACAGCUGUAAGUGAUUAGGAGACUAAGGCUAAUCAGGUAUGAAGUGUUAUCACCUCUUGUUUGUGGGCCUCGGCUUGGAGCUUGUUAGUUUGCAAUCAGCAGCAGCAUUUGCUCUGACUUUCCUUAUUAACCUCACUUGUUCCUGGGCUGGCAGCAGUGCUUCUCGGGGGAGGGGGUCGUUGGGGAGGAGGGUGUUGGGCCCAUUCUGUGGUUUCAUCAUAACUGCUGCUCACAAAUCACUUCUGUUCCCUUUAUGGCUCUGUUUGGAAGGUUGCACUUCACCCAGACCGGGGCCUGACAGCCCAGCAAGGCUCUCCCACAUCACUGCAGGAGUUGUGUUCCCCAGAGCAGCUCCUCACCCCACGGCACAGGGAAUGCCCUAAUAACCCCAUGAGCUGGAAGCACCAAAGUGAUGCUAUGGGCACAGCAGCCCCAGGCUUCACCUGCAACCUCUCUUUAGUUUGGAAUCACAUUACUAUUACCCACAAAUCAGUAUUUUUCACACCAUUCUCUCCUGAUGUUCAUUCCUACAAGUUAUCAACACUUUCCAUCCUCCUGAGGAGUGUAAAGCUGGAGCCACCUCGCAGCAAUCAGACAGUGACUCUUGGCACUGAUUCCCCAUAUGCUGCCCAGAGCCAGCACAGGGCCUGGCCUCGCCAGCCCCACCUUCUCCCGCUAUUUAACGCUGUAAAACAUUUGCAGGAUGAUGUGGUUUGUAUGAAAUACAAAAUAAAACAGUAUUGUCAGGUUUU